Molecule: messenger RNA, 1009 nt
Organism: Photinus pyralis (common eastern firefly)
Lineage: Eukaryota; Metazoa; Arthropoda; Insecta; Coleoptera; Lampyridae
Exons: 4
Coding region: 87-983 (298 amino acids)
Source: RefSeq, a predicted model, not a curated record
CGCCGAUUAAAUACAAAAAUCUGCCCACUUGAUUGGCAUUACAUUCUUUUUUGUUCGGCGCUAGUAGAAAGAAAAAUCGUGCUUCAAUGCAACUGUGGAAGAAAAUACUUGUGGUGUUUGCUUUGUGUUCAGUGGGUCAGGUAAGAGCACAGGAUGACGCCUCUGUUGAAGCUCUAACUAACUUGAUAAAAGCAAAUCCGCGUAUGUUCGAAAAUGAGAUUAAUGGCGUGUUCGAUUGCAUAAAGCAGAUGAUAAAAGAUGGAAUUUUCGGACUGUCCUUCGAUCCAUUUCAUUUUCCCUGGCUUCCUGUUAAUUUAGAACACGAAAGCAUACGUUCGAAGUUGCAUUUGAGGGACAUCUCCUUCGAGGGGCUUUCGGACUUUGAGGUUAAUCCGGCUACCGUCGAAAUUGGAAUAUUUCCACCAAAAGGAACCUUCAAACUUGGGCUAUUUUUUAAAGCGAUCAAGUUUGGAACAAACUACGAUGGCACCUUGAAAAUCUUGCAAUUGCUGAACUUAUUUGGAAAGGGAAAAUUUAGAUUUGAGCUGGAUCAAUUAAAAAUUAACGUAGAGGUUGAAGCAACCCCAAUUCCUCUCAAAAUAACAAAGGCGAAAAUAACACUAGGAUUGCCAUCCACAGAUUGGGAAGUUACUGGCUUAUUUAACGAUGAACAUUUAAGCAGCAUAAUUACACUCCAACUGAAGGACGCACUGAAUUCACUUGCCACUGAAUACGAGGGAGCUUUAAAUACACUGAUCAACGAAGGCGCCAAGGGCUUCAUCGGAAUUAUUAAUACUUUCUUGGAAGGAAAGACCAUUCAAGACAUCAUAGACAUGAUUACUGGUGGCGGUAAUGGUGGCAGCACAACUCGCGGAAUAUUGGAUUGUAAAAAAGCAUCCGUGCAAGCACUCAACUUUGUAAAUGCAACUUAUGGUGCUGAAUUAGGCAACUACUUUAAGUCACUGCAAGUAGAGACUUACUGAUAGUAGGUAUAACAUCAUUUGUUGUU